This is a messenger RNA of Bactrocera neohumeralis, 3966 nucleotides long. It is a transcript of the gene Ugt50B3, whose product is annotated as 2-hydroxyacylsphingosine 1-beta-galactosyltransferase. The transcript is spliced from 7 exons. The coding region runs from base 1120 to 2682 and encodes 520 amino acids. NCBI's taxonomy places the organism in Eukaryota, Metazoa, Arthropoda, Insecta, Diptera, Tephritidae. Gene Ontology annotation, molecular function: UDP-glycosyltransferase activity. The record is from RefSeq and is a predicted model, not a curated record.
GCUGGCUAUUACUGUUACUUGGCCAAAACCUUGUCGACAUUAUCAAUGCGCAUUCAGUUAGUUUUCGACUGUUGGCGCGUUUACGACGUUUUACCACGGACGGCACGUUGUUGUGUUGCGCGAGCGUAAGCAGGAUUUUGUGACAAAAAACAAAAAAAAAAAAAACGAGCGAAAAGAAGUCUUCAAGCGCUUCUUUCAAUAAUAAUGAUCCGCCGUUGUUUGCUUCGAUAACAAAUUACUGUUAUAUUAUUUGGCGUUUUUGUGCGCUACAAAGCGUUUGCUGUUGAUAACAAGUGAAGCGUGAAAAAGUGACAACAGUUCCGUUGGGUUUCCCUUUCUUCGGUGGCGUUACUCGCUACAUGUUAAAAAGCAAGCAAACAGAGCAAAGAAAUUGUAAGAAACUUGCGGAAACUAAGAAAAAAAUUAACAACAACAACAAGCAGUUGCAUGAAUCUGCAAGCGCUUAACUGUUUGGUGCUCAAGGUGGUCCACACACACAUACAUACAUAUAUAUUUUUCAUUAAAAAAUAUAAAAUAAAAUUUCAAUUUCAAAUUACCGUUAUAGCUCUGUGAAAAUUUUUUAAAAUUGUUGCAAAUUUUUUUUUUCAAAUAAUAAUUUCGCCUGUUUUAAAAUUUUAAUUGUGCAACGCCAGUGGUGAAAGUGUGUUGUCGCAAUCAAAAAAAUAAACGCCUUGAUCUGUACAUGCAUGCAUAAAUAUUCGCGCACACACACACACGUAUGUAUAUGAAGCGCCAAAAAAGUAUGAAAUCAUAUAUUUGAGCCAAAAUAAAGCUAAAACAAAUGUAUAAAGUAGUCAGUGACCGUUUUGAAAGCCUUCAACGAAAAGUGAAGCUGUGUUGCAACUUCUGGUCGCGCUGUGUUGCAAGCGAAUCGCGCUGAUUGCUGCGCAUGCUGAAUAUACAUAUAACUGCUAUUUAAGGAAAAACAGGACGUUAACUUCCGACAACAGCGGCUGCACGACAGACCAGAUCAGAGCACGCGACCGAAUAGAAAGGAAGAAACUGGUUCGACGAGGAACGGGUGCGAGGGAAAAAUACAAAAAAAUAUACACAAAUAAUUUAAGGAAAACCGCGUGAAGUAGGAGGAAAUAUUUCAACAUGGCGUGUCGAGUGUGGUAUGGCGUGGCGUUGCUAUUUUUUGCCACCAACAUCAUGGCUGCCGACAUACUAAUGGUCACAAUGGGCGGCACCAAGUCACAUAAAAUACCCUUUUGGGAGCUGGCGAAAGGACUGAUACACAGAGGUCACAACAUAACAUUUCUUAAUGGUUUUCCAUCGGAUUUUCACAUUAACGGUUUACACGAGAUUACACCAGCUGGCUUGGUUGAGUACAUACAAAAUUAUACGAACUGGGAUUUAUUGGGCUCACGUAUGUCUGGUGAAAUGCCUUUAUCGAUGUGGGACGCAUUUCGAUAUGCGUUUCAAUCCUGCGAUGCAAUGCUGGAGGAUGCCGAAACUAAGGAGCUCAUGAAUCGCAGCUUUGACUUAGCCAUUCUGGAUGGCGCCUUUCCCGAGUGUGCACUCGGCAUGGUCUAUCAAUACAAAAUACCGUUCAUGUAUAUGAAUACGGUGGGCUUCUAUACCGGCAGUCUGGCAAAGUCCGGUAAUCCCGGUUCAUAUGCGAUAACGCCGAAUUUCUAUUCAAGCUUUACGGACACGAUGAAUAUCUUCCAGCGGGCGAUGAACACCGGCAUACAAGUCUUUCAGGAUGUUAUGCACAAGCUAGUCAUGGCGUUCGUUUAUCGCGUGAUGCGCGAACGCAUCGACACAAAUAUUCCGCAUCCCUAUGAUAUCUCGAAAAAUGUCAGCUUCAUACUGCAGAAUGGCCACGCUGUCGUAUCAUAUCCGCGUGCACUCAAUCCGAACGUUGCCGAAAUCGCCUGCAUACACUGCAAGCCCGCUAAGCCGCUGCCUAAAGAUCUCGAAGAGUUUAUUGCUUCCGCGGGCGAAUCGGGUUUCAUUUAUGUCUCGAUGGGUUCUUCAGUGAAGGCCGCCAACAUGCCGGAGUCGCUGCGUCGUUUGUUGGUGAAAACGUUCGCACGUCUGCCAUAUCAUGUGCUUUGGAAGUAUGAGGGUGAUGCUUCGGAAAUGCAUGAUCUCACGGCUAAUGUGCGCCUGAGUCGUUGGUUGCCACAGCAGGAUAUUUUGGGGCAUCACAAACUGCGCGCCUUCGUUACGCAUGGCGGUUUGUUGAGCAUGUUCGAGACGGUAUACCAUGGUGUGCCAGUUGUGACAAUGCCAGUCUUCUGCGAUCACGAUGUGAACUCUGCCAAGGCGGAGGUGGAUGGCUAUGCGAUCAAAUUACAGUUGGAGACUCUAACUGUUAGUCAGCUUUACAAGAGCUUAAUGAAGGUCAUACAUGAUCCGCAGUAUAGAAAUGCGGCGAGAUCCCGCCAAAGAUUGCUGACAGAUCAGCGUAGUACUCCCUUGGAAACAUCCAUAUAUUGGACGGAAUAUGUUUUGCGUCACAAAGGAGCUUACCACUUGCAAUCGCCGGCAAGAAAUAUGAGUUGGAUCCAAUACUACCUUAUCGAUGUAGUCGCUCUCUACGUGGGCGCUAUCUAUCUAAUCUACUAUCUGCUGAAACGUUUAUUCUCCCGCCCCGAAGUCAUGCAACAUAGCAUACGCCAUGCUCAUCACAAAGUCAAAAAGCUCAACUAAUUUAUCAUCAAUAAUUAGCUCAGUGAUAUUCAAUUACGGAAGUGUGUCUAAGUAUGUGCACAAUACUGCCGCCAUACUUCCUCUCACUCUCUCUCUAUCCCUUCAGUUGCAGUCUGUUCUUGGCAGAGCGCAUAGUCUCAUUUUCAUUUUUUACAGUGUGUGUGUGUGCAAAUAUUUUCGACUUUUUCUUUUGUGUAGAAAAAGUUAUUGUAAAUAUUGUGACUACAUAAACCUAUUUAAUAUAUAUUUAAUUAUUAUGUGUACAAAAGCGUGUGACAACUCUCAAAUAUCUAUACAUAUAUAUACAUACAUAUAUAUAAUAUAAUGAAUAAAAGCUGCCGAAAAAAUUAAUUAUUUUUAAAUUCAUAUUCUGCGGCUUUAUUUGUGUUACUGUAAAUUCGUUUGCAUGUUCUACCAUAUCAGUGGCGUAGCUAGGGGGGUUUCGAAGGGGACCGUCGCCCCGGGCGCAACGUCUUGGGGGCGGCAAAACUAUCUUCGCAGUUUUUUAAUAUUCAGAAAAAUACUUCAUCAAAUGUUUUUACAAAAAUUAUUUUAAAAGAUAAAGAGUUGUACACUCACAAUGUAAUCAUCUGAAUAACAAUGAAAAAUAUUAAUUUUUACUCGAAUACUCUUCAGUCUUUGAAUUUGUCUUAUAUCUUUUGGCUUAUAUCUUUCUUAAAAAUAGUGAUAGAACUUAAAAAUGCACUUUUCUAGCUUUAUCUAGCGACGUGUCACUCUCACAGUUACCCUAUGCUUUGAAUGUAACAAAUACUUUUAUUUCUCCAAAUUUUCAAAAAUGGUAUUUAAAAACUCCAAUUCGGGCAAAAAUUCCUGCAAAUUGUGUCAAAAGUGUACAAGAUAUUGGGCGAAAAUGGGUUUUUUCUAUGGCUUUUAAUAAGAUGUCUUCUAAAUUUACUAUCAAUUUCCUCAAAAACCGUAUUGUGAGUUUUGUAACUUCAGAAUUUGCGUGGCUUCUAGUUCCUAAAUUUUAUAUACUAAAUAUCGAAGAUAUUUUGUAAAAAUUCACUUUUGUCCGAACCACCUCAUAAAACUUGUAGGUAGGUAGAUAAAGGGGGCGGCAGAACAUCCUUGGCCCCGGGCGCCCGAAGUUGUAGCUACGCCACUGUACCAUAUUAAUGUGUUCUUUAAAAAGUUUUGCGUAAAUUAUUUAAUACAACAAAACCAAAGUCAAAUUAAAUUUAAAAAUGUUUGUGAAAUUCCUUUGAUUUUUGUAAAUGUGUUUUUUUCUGAUUUAAUUUUUGUUUGGAAAUGUAUAGUAUAUAA